Messenger RNA from Filobasidium floriforme, 1188 nucleotides. Its product is annotated as ribonuclease H2, subunit B. Gene Ontology annotation, biological process: RNA catabolic process; ribonucleotide metabolic process. The transcript is spliced from 6 exons. Lineage: Eukaryota; Fungi; Basidiomycota; Tremellomycetes; Filobasidiales; Filobasidiaceae. Gene Ontology annotation, cellular component: ribonuclease H2 complex; nucleoplasm. The coding region runs from base 1 to 1188 and encodes 395 amino acids. The record is from RefSeq and is a predicted model, not a curated record.
AUGACCACCCCAAUGACCGAGAUGUCCUACUUUGCGGUAGUACCAAAAGAGCUGUAUGAUCCGUCUGUCUUGAGUUCGAUAUCCACAACGAAUCCGGUGGCCGGUCCAUCAUUGCCCAAGCUGGCACAACAACUACCCCAUCGAUACCUAAAGCUACCUCAUCCUCGAACCGGUGCCCCUAGUCUAUACCUCGUACAAGAUGAGGAAGGAAAGAUUUUGGAGGUACAAGCUAUCAAUCCCGAACGAAAACGAAGCUGGUUCUACGGCGAUCAGAUUAUCAGCGAUGGCUCUCUCCUCUUGAUGACUCCCAUCAACCCAAGAUACCUGUUGAUACCCCUCCUAAUCGCCUAUGCUACCACACCAUCAUCGUCAUCUGCAUCAUCAUCCUUACGAACAAUAGCCAGGAUAACGUUGUCUCACGCGCUCAGAGAUGAGCGUUCCGACAACUUUUUACCCAUGGACGAUCUUGUCGACUCGCUUUCAAGGCUACCUGUUGGGAAUGAGGAUAACGAUGAUAUCGAAUUCGAGGAAGAUGGGGAUGUAGCAAAGUUUCUGGGGCUUCCGAUAGUAAGGCAGGCCUUGUUGAGCCUUCUCGAGACGAAGUCAAUCGCUUCGGAGACUUACUACCGUCCGAACCUUGAUGGAAUCGUCACUUGGCUUCGCCAGAGACUAUCCCUUCUCAUCGAGGGCGAGACUUUCGACCAACAACCGAGCUUGAAACGAGGGCUUGUCAGCCUAGGUCUCGGACCGCUCCUACAUGAUCUGUCGGUAUCGGACCGACAACUGCAAGAACAGGGCGGAGAGGUUGAAGUCAAGGUCAAGGUCAGGAGGGAAGAGGACGAGCAGGUACUUAGGUUAGCUCGGGUCAGGCUCGCGAGCGACGUGCUGGGCCAGUAUCUCGAGCCGGGAACCAAGGAGGCGGUUGUGGAGAGCUACGACUUCGGACCAUUAGAUAGAUACCUCGAGACGCAAGACUCUCUCCUAUAUGCUGCCACCCGACCGAACAAUCAAUCACAGGAAGCGUUCUGGGAUGAGGGGCCUGCAGGAGCGGGCGGGGCCAAGAAGAAGGAGACGGGUUUGAAGCGGAAGACGAGCGAGAAAGGGAGUAGGGCGCAAGAGUCCUUGAAGAAGGUGAACACGUCGAAGAUGCCAAAACUGACUUCGUUCUUUCGCAAGAAGACUGAUUGA